AAAUCAAUCAAUUCUAACGACGACGUUUCGGUAAUCUCAUCGAGCCCUCGACUACAAUACAAGUCCAGCUCUGUGCGGCCAUUGCCAUUUCCGAUUGUCUUAAAUCGACCCACAAAUAUACAUACAAACACAUAUAUAGAUCCAUUAAUACAAUAAUCCCGGGCUCAUACACCAAGCUACAAAAAAAAAAUGGCUUCAUCUUUGACGGCUCGUCAAGCCCUAAACCUAGCUCGGCUCACAGCUUCUAGAUCAGCUUCUCAAAUUCAGCGCCGCGGCUUCUCCGGCGCCGCCGAUCAUCAUGGACCUCCAAAAGUGGAUUUUUGGAAAGCCCCGAUGAGUCCAUCGACUUGGAAGGAAGAGCAUUUUGUUAUUGUCUCAUUGUCGGGAUGGGGUCUUCUUAUCUUUGGUGGGUACAAAGCCUUUUCCGGAGGCAAGAAGAAGGAAGAGAACUCGGCAGAGGCAGCAAAGUAGAGUUGGUGUGUAGUGUUAUCAUUCCUGAAGUUUCGUCCUAAUAAUGUAUUUGUGGUGAAUUAAAUCCCUAUGAAUCUUGGUUUAUCUUUUUGUUGAAGAAUGGUUUGCUCUCAUUAUUCAUUUGAUAAGGUUUUUUAAUACCAUAAUAGCUUUAGAAGACAAAUCCGUGUGUUCAACACUUCAUUCUCGCUAAUUUGUUUUCAAAUUACUUUUGCUGUGUUA
Molecule: messenger RNA, 693 nt
Organism: Daucus carota subsp. sativus
Lineage: Eukaryota; Viridiplantae; Streptophyta; Magnoliopsida; Apiales; Apiaceae
Exons: 4
Coding region: 190-471 (93 amino acids)
Source: RefSeq, a predicted model, not a curated record